Messenger RNA from Musa acuminata AAA Group (dessert banana), 1305 nucleotides. RefSeq names its product putative disease resistance protein At3g14460. The coding region runs from base 1 to 1305 and encodes 434 amino acids. The record is from RefSeq and is a predicted model, not a curated record. The transcript has a single exon. Lineage: Eukaryota; Viridiplantae; Streptophyta; Magnoliopsida; Zingiberales; Musaceae.
AUGACCAUCACUAGACUAUAUAAUCUAAGGAGUCUCGUUGUUGAAGAGACUCCUCUGACUCAUGUACCGAAGGGAAUCGGGAAAUUGAUAAAUAUUAACAUACUCCAAGGAUUUGUGAUCGGUCAUGACAAUCCGACGAACGAGGUGGACGAGACCGGGUGUGGAUUAGAGGAGCUGCAACCUCUUUCCAAGCUAAGAUAUCUGAGUAUAUACAGGCUAGAGAGGGCAGUGACGGCAGCGUCGGCACUAGCGGAGAAACGUUCUCUUAGGGAACUAAUUUUAAGUUGGAUGCCACCAGAAGAUGGGGAAGAUGGAGAUGCCACCGAUAGUGGUGAGGAUAGAAGAGCAACAACAUGGAGAAAAGAGGAGCAAAUCCAGAUGGGAGCCGAGAAGAUAUGUAAUGAACUCUCUCCUCCUUCAAGCUUACGAACUCUUGUCAUCGUACGAUUCCCGGGUCGACAAUUCCCAAACUGGAUGAUGUCGUCCUCCCUGGGCGAAUCACUCCCUAACCUGCAAUACUUGUAUCUUUCGGUGUUCCCAUCAUGCGCAGAGCUCCCUCCUCUGGGCAUGCUGCCCCUGCUGAAAUAUCUUAAGAUCAUAGGAGCCAAAGCGGUCAUGACCAUUGGGCCUGAGUUUCUCGGCCACAGUUUCCCGGGAACUUGUGCAUUUCCCAAACUUGAGUAUUUGGAGAUCAACGACAUGCCCAACUGGGAAGAAUGGUCACUAUGCGGUGUGGAGGAAGGUGGUCACAGAACACACCUGAAGCUGUUUCCCAAUCUAAAGGAAUGUUGUCUCGUAGACUGUCCCAAACUGAGAGCUCUUCCAGAAGGCCUAUCCCACGCUACCAACUUGAAGGAAUUGCACAUCUGGGGAGCUCACAACUUGAGAGAAGUAACAAAGCUCCGCUUGAGUUACAACCUGUCUGUCACAGAUAACAAGAUGCUGAACAGAAUAUCCGACGUUGCCAUGAAGUAUCUGGAGGUGGAGGAUUGCCCCAAUCUAGAGUGCGUGGAUAAUCUCGACAAGCUGCAGCACCUGGUCCUGACAUGUCCGGAACAUAUGGAUCAGCUUCCCCCGUGGUUAUCCCGCUUAAUUGAUCAACAGCGCCCUAAUUCUGCACAAUGGGGCUUCCGCAAACUUGAAGUGCACUGCAACAUAGUGCUGCUAAGGAGCUGUCUCGAGGGCAACGAGCAUUGGAACAUCAUCCAACGGAUUCCAGAUGUCAAAUUUCAAACUGAUUCCGAAGAAUACAUGCGAUACAUCAAGGAUCCAUAUAAGUAUGACACAAAUGUACCUCCAGAAUAA